GCGCCGUGGCGAGCGCUUCGUUGGCGGCUCCCGAGGUACAGGAUCGUGUCACUCGGGAGUCCUGAAAUCGGGUCGCGAAAUCCGUAUAUCAUGGCGGUACUUUGGUGGCUACUCUUGCUGGUCUUGCCGCCCAGCUACCGACUGGCCACGCCCCCCGGCAGCGGUCAAUUGCGCCGCCUUUGGCUGCAGGAUCAUUGCAGUGCGGGAAUUUGCACGAAUGUAGUGAUCGGUCGCAGUGAUUAUGUUAUCUUGUCGCAGGCACCCAUCACGGGCACCACAAUGCUCACCUUUUUGAACUCGAGCAUUGCCAAGAUACCGCAUCUGUUGUUCGACACCUUUCCGGAUCUUCAAGUACUGCGCAUGGAGAAUUGUUCGCUGGAAACAUUCGAGAAACCGCAGUUCGAGGGUGCCAGCAAUCUGAUGAGUUUGUUCUUGGGACAUAAUCACCUAAAGGAGAUACCCAAAAAUAUAUUCCUGGGUGCCGACAAUCUGGCCACCUUGCAUCUUCAGGGGAAUCAGUUGAAGCAGUUGGGAAAUCAUAGUUUCCAUGCCCUGAAGGAAGUUAAGGAACUUUCACUGGCCGAAAAUCAAUUGGAGCAGCUCGCUCUAGGAGUUUUUAGUGGUAUGCGGAAGUUAAUGGAUCUUAAUCUAGCUGGAAAUCGAUUGGAGGCUCUACCAAGAGGAGUGUUCGACCGGAAUUUAAACCUCACCAAAAUAAAUCUGGCCCGGAAUCGGUUUACCGCCUUCGAAUCGGAACUGUUGAAGCUGCAGCCAGUUUUGACUCAGCUGGAUAUUUCUGGAAAUAUCCUACAGGAGCUAACACUUAACUUCACUUUGCUGGAUGUGGCUAUAGCUCAUAGUUGCGAUUUGAGGAGAUUAACUGUUUACGGUGUGGUUCAUGAACUGGAUUUGCAUAAUAAUUCGCUAAGGGAAAUGCCGCACAUUCCACUUUCAGCAAAUGUGAGCGUUUUGGAUUUGUCUCAAAAUCCAUUGGGAAAUCUUCAGGGAAAUCCUUUGCGUAGAUUCACCUCUCUGUUGCGACUGAAUCUUUCUGCAACCAGUGCCCACGAGUUACCAGAGGGAUUGUUCAAGAAACAGACUCAUCUGCAAAUGCUUGACAUAUCAGCAAACUCCAUAUAUUCUCUGAAGAUCACAAUCUUCGACAGCUUGAAGGCGCUUCAGUAUUUCUACUUUCAGCAGAACAACUGGAACUGCGAUUUCCUGCAACUGCUAAUGAGUUCGUUUGUGAAACGCAGGGAUAUUUCCUUCAUGGAGGAUAUAACAGCUCCCGAACUGGUGGACGAUUAUGUGGAUGGCAUUGCCUGUUGGUAUGAGAGCGAUAAGCAGUCCAAGAAGUGUGAGUCUGGUGGAUCGGAGGCUGCCAUGGAGCUAUCGGUGGUGCGGAAUGAGAUCAAGGCCUUCACAGAGGUGGUGGAGAAGAAGUUCGUCAAGGUCUACCGCAUGUUGGAGGAGCUGAAAAUGAAACUAUAACACGGAUCGGAUGAAAAUCCUUCCCAUAUUUAUCAAACAUAUUUUAUCCCCAUAUUUAACCAAUUAUUUAAUCAUAUAUAUAAAGCAUUGUUAACCUUAUUUUGAAUUAUUUGACACACGAAAGCAACAAAUGGAUAUUUUAGGAUAUAUUACUAGAACCAAUAAAGCACUACUUGGAACUCUAGGGAAA
Drosophila rhopaloa is the source of this 1681-nucleotide messenger RNA. It is a transcript of the gene alrm, whose product is annotated as carboxypeptidase N subunit 2. The transcript has a single exon. NCBI's taxonomy places the organism in Eukaryota, Metazoa, Arthropoda, Insecta, Diptera, Drosophilidae. The coding region runs from base 91 to 1491 and encodes 466 amino acids. The record is from RefSeq and is a predicted model, not a curated record. Gene Ontology annotation, molecular function: protein binding.